Molecule: messenger RNA, 1668 nt
Organism: Pseudomyrmex gracilis
Lineage: Eukaryota; Metazoa; Arthropoda; Insecta; Hymenoptera; Formicidae
Product: coiled-coil domain-containing protein 112-like
Exons: 7
Coding region: 116-1615 (499 amino acids)
Source: RefSeq, a predicted model, not a curated record
AAGAGGGGGAAUUUGUGGAGUGAAUUGCUAUGGAAACCUCGUGUAAAACUUAUCAGGACGCAAACUUCACUGAACUUAGUCACCUAGUUAAUUAAUAGCGUGGUUGCGUGCAAGAAUGACCGAGAUGAUCAUUCAUGAUAAAGAUAAAAAGGAAAAGCGUGGUUUCUCGUCGUGUCAGAAAACACGUGAAAGAGCAAAGUACAUGAAAUCUAUGUUGAUGCUGAAGCAGCAAGAGCAUUCGCUGGAGAAGAAUCUCGCUAACUUAAUGGGGAACAUGAAACUGGAUCCUGAAGUUCUAAGACCUGUUCUGCAUAAUACGGGCGACAUCUCGAAAAACAGGCAAAUCUUUCUGGAUGGCAUAACCAGAUCUUUGGAGGAAAUUGCCGAAGAACUUCGAUUGGUAAAAUCCAUAGAAGAUUCUCCCGAGACAAUCCAGAGAUUAGACACAAAUGCUUACAAGCGACGGCUUGUAAAACUUUCACAAAAAAUUCGGAAGAUCGAAGAAUCCUGUCAAUUACAAACUUUGUCGCAAGAACAAACAAUUUUAGAGUCUGAAUUACGGGAAUUUCAAAUAAAUUUACAUAAAUAUGAAAGUGCAAUCGGUAGCACAGGCAAAUCACCAUCUGUAGCGUCUUCUUCUACUGCUAAAAGAAAUAAAAAGGGUCAAGAUUAUAAAGAGAUUCAGGACUUCCAUGCAUUAAUUGCUAAAACAGGCCAUACCGAGAACUGGAGCAACGAAGAUCACCUGCUGUUCGUGAGAUUGCGCAAGAAAUGCAGCAACAUCCCUGCUCUGGUAGCCGCUAUUCAAGCCAAGUGUCCAGAUCUGACUGCGGAAAUUAUAGUGAAUCAUGAGGCUUGGUACAAGAUUUACUUAAAUCUGCGCGAGAAACAACAGUUGGCAGUCAGAGAGUGGCGUAAACAGAAAGAAAUGGAGAAGCUGAAGAAUCACGAGGACGAAACGGAUGUCGAAGACCUGAUACAAACUUCUACAAAAAAAAGCUCUAAUAUCGCAAAAAAACUUCCAACUCACGCGAUGGAUAAUAAGUGCGAAACAAAAAUACCAAAGACUGGAGAUAUUGUUGAUAACGCGAAUCAGAAAAAAGAAUUGAUAAACCGAUGGAAAGCGGAAAGAGAGAAGAAACGAUUAAUGGAUGAGGAACAGUCGAAAAAUUUAAUGGCUGCGAAACUUGACGCGCAAGAAAAACGUAAGAAAGAAAAAUAUAAAAAAAUUCAAGAAUCUUUAGCAAAGUAUCGUGAGAAAAAGUCGAUGGAAACUCCUUCAGAAACUGCAAAAGCGGCACCGAGAUACAAUGCGAAGUUGAUCAAAGCUUUUAGGGAGCAAGAUGAAGAGUAUACGAACAGAAGGAAAGUUUUGAUAGCAAAAGUACUGAAACCAACAACUCAAACUACAAAAGUUGUAGGAUCGCAAAUAGCAAGAAGACGAAAUCACAACUCAACUCUUUUAAAUUCAACCAAAGUGUGGAGAGAAAAGUGCAAAACGCAAGAUCUUAUUACAAAAGAGCCAAAGAAAUUGCAAUAUAUUAAAGACGUCCCUCGUCUGUGGAGAAACAAACAAGAAUCGACGGAGAUUAAAAAUGUUCUGACAUUUUUCUGAAGUUAACAUUUCUUUCAGCCAAAGUUGUCACGCAAUACAGCGCAAUACUUGUU